Coffea eugenioides is the source of this 1588-nucleotide messenger RNA. Its product is annotated as probable purple acid phosphatase 20. Gene Ontology annotation, molecular function: acid phosphatase activity; metal ion binding. The record is from RefSeq and is a predicted model, not a curated record. NCBI's taxonomy places the organism in Eukaryota, Viridiplantae, Streptophyta, Magnoliopsida, Gentianales, Rubiaceae. The transcript has 5 exons. The coding region runs from base 40 to 1338 and encodes 432 amino acids.
UGUCCCCAAUCUAUUCUCCGACUCUCCGGUCUUGCAUGCAUGGCUGCAAUUAGGGGGCCGUUUAUGGCAUUGGCAUUGGCUCUGGUCCUUGCCGGAGAUUUUCAUUUUCAGUUUGCACUAGCCUAUGAUCGACCGCCUGCUCGAAAGUCCCUCUUUGUUGCACCUUCUGAGGAUCUUGAUUCCACUUCUCCUCAACAGGUGCAUAUAUCUCUUGUUGGACAAGAUAAGAUUAGGAUAUCAUGGAUUACCAAUGACCCUAGUCCAUCUACUGUUGAAUAUGGUACGUCUUCAGGAUCUUAUGGCUUUUCGGCCAACGGAAGCACCAGCUCAUACACCUAUGUGACAUAUGAUUCCGGAGAAAUACAUGAUGUUGUCAUCGGUCCUUUGAAGCCGAACACAGAAUACUACUACCGCUGUGGAUCUGACUCAAGCCCUGAAUUCAAUUUGAAAACUCCGCCGGCACAGUUUCCUAUCAAAUUUGCUGUCGCAGGUGAUCUAGGACAGACAGAUUGGACCAGUUCAACUCUUGAGCACAUUGGGAAAUCAAAUUAUGAUAUGUUACUAUUGCCUGGGGAUUUGUCAUAUGCUGAUACAGACCAACCAUCAUGGGACUCUUUUGGGAGAUUGGUAGAGCCCCUAGCAAGCAAGCGGCCUUGGAUGGUAACACAAGGAAACCAUGAGAUUGAGAAAAUCCCCAUACUACACAGCCAGCCCUUCACGGCCUACAAUGCAAGAUGGGAUAUGCCAUACGAGCAGAGCGGCUCUGAUUCCAACUUAUACUACUCCUUUGAAGUCGCAGGUGUUCAUGUGAUUAUGUUGGGUUCAUAUACUGAGUUUGAUCCGAGCUCAGCGCAGUACAAGUGGCUUCAGACAGACUUGAAGAAGGUCGACAGAAGUAGGACGCCUUGGCUGGUUGUUCUUAUACAUGCACCUUGGUAUAAUUCAAAUAAAGCUCAUCAGGGGGAAGCUGAAUCUGUAAAUAUGAAGGCGGCCAUGGAAGGCUUGCUUUAUCAAGCUCGAGUCGAUGUGGUAUUUGCAGGGCAUGUUCAUGCAUACGAAAGAUUUACUCGAGUUUAUGAAAAUGAAGCUAAUGAGUGUGGACCAAUGCACAUCACAAUCGGGGAUGGUGGAAAUCGUGAAGGCCUAGCUACAAAGUACAUCGACCCGCAGCCAAAAAUUUCUGCCUUCAGGGAGGCUAGUUUUGGACACGGGGAGUUUGAGGUAAUAAAUGCAACCCAUGCAAGAUGGACAUGGCACAGGAACGAUGAUGAUGAAGCAGUUAUAGCAGAUUCAACCUGGUUAACAAGCCUUGCAUCCGAUCCGAAUUGUAAGGCGUAGAUGCGAACCAACCAGAAGGUCCAGAACAUCUGCGAAGUUCAUACAAGGAGCUUUCAGGAAUUGAAGAAAUACCCGGAUGGGUCUUGGGCUGAUGCAAGUUAUGAUAAUGUUUUAGGACAUUAACGUCUCCUACAUCUGUGGAUUUCUUCUCUUGUUUGCGUAUGUUUUCUAGUGCAGUGUUUCGGGAUGUAAAAUUUGUAAAUCCUAUAAGAAAGCCGACCCCUCGUCAUGCCAUCUUGAUGCUGUAAUA